Molecule: messenger RNA, 1537 nt
Organism: Triticum aestivum (bread wheat)
Lineage: Eukaryota; Viridiplantae; Streptophyta; Magnoliopsida; Poales; Poaceae
Product: putative F-box/FBD/LRR-repeat protein At1g78760
Exons: 3
Coding region: 1-882 (293 amino acids)
Molecular function (GO): protein binding
Source: RefSeq, a predicted model, not a curated record
AUGAAGGAGACAGCGGCGGCGCGACCUGCCGUCGAGAAGAAUGAGGCGGUUGCGGCGACGCCCGCACGCAAGAGGCGCGCAUCCGACGAAGCGUCUGGGUCCAGGUCCAGGUCCAGGUCACACAAACUGGCACGUGAUUGCGGCUGCGACGGCGAUCUCAUCAACAAUCUUCCGGAUGUUAUCCUCGCCACCAUCGUCUCCCUCCUCCCCACCAAGUACGGCGUCCGCUCGCAGGCCGUCGCCCGUAGAUGGCGUCCUCUCUGGCGCUCAGCGCCUCUCAACCUCGACGCCUCCUACGACCUUUGCUCCAACGACUUCGGGCGCUUCUCCCUCGUCUCCAGGAUCCUCUGCGAUCACCCUGGCCCGGCCCGCCGCUUCGCGUUCGACCGCAUCCACCUCCACAGAGAGGAAAAAAGGUACGCCGAGGAAGCCGCUCAGCUCGAGAGCUGGUUCAACUCCCCGCUCCUGGACAACCUCCAGGAACUCGAUAUCGUCUUCUCGCUCUUGGAAUAUUUGUGUGGGCAGUCUGAGAAGGAGAAGCGCUAUCCGCUGCCACCGUCGGUGUUGCGCUUAGCACCAACCCUCCAAUUGGCCAGGAUUGGCUCCUGUGAUUUUCCAACGGAGAUUUCACCAGCGCUGAAUUUCCCCCUCCUCAGGCAGCUCGACCUACGGUGCGUUUCCAUCUCCGAGGAUGUCUUCUCCGGGGUGCUCUCUGGCUGCCAUGUCUUGGAGAACUUAUACUUGUCGGAGAUUCGUGAUGUAGGUUGCCUCCGCAUAUGCUCGCCAACUCUCAGGAUCAUCGUCAUCUCUUGUUUGUUUGAAGACAACGGAGAAUUGGUCAUUAUGGAGGCCCCUCGCCUUGAAAGAUUGUUGUUACGUUAGCCAGGCACAGGUAGUGAGAUUAUCCGGGUUGUUAGCGCACCUAAACUGCAGAUGUUGGGCCUUUUGUCUCCCUGCAUCUCAGAAAUUGAAAUUGCUAAUAUAGUCUUCCAGGGAUUGAUCCCAUCCAUCUCGGAAAACUCAAUAAGCACCGUAAAGGUUUUGGCUCUCAAGUUUUCUGGCCCUGCUUUGGGUGCAGUUCUCAACAUCCUUAGAUGCUUUCCCUGCUUGGAAAAGCUGUAUGUCAUUUGGGAUGAAUAUGUAAAGGCAGAGAUAAAAAAUGUGCGUGAGUAUGACCCACUAGAUCCAAUCAAAUGCCUUGAGAACCAUCUCAAAGUAUUGGUAUUGAAGAAUUACAAAGGUGGUGAGGAAGAUGUUGGCUUUGCCAAGUUCUUUGUUUUGAAUGCAAAAGUGCUAAAGGAAAUCAAAUUUGGAGUUUGUAAGAAAAUUGACAUCGACAAGAAAUGGAUGACUGAUCAACUCAUGCUGCUAGAAGUGGAAACAAGACCUUCACCUGACACUGUAUUCAAAUAUAGAAGUGGUUCUUCUUGUUGGGACACUUAUUUGGAUACCGAGGACUUAUCCGUUGCCGACCCUUUCAGCUGUUGUUUUUUAGACGGGUAGAUACUCUUUCAGAAGCAUAUCUGUGAUCUGUCAA